Molecule: messenger RNA, 1123 nt
Organism: Pelmatolapia mariae (spotted tilapia)
Lineage: Eukaryota; Metazoa; Chordata; Actinopteri; Cichliformes; Cichlidae
Gene: ccr6b
Product: chemokine (C-C motif) receptor 6b
Exons: 1
Coding region: 1-1104 (367 amino acids)
Biological process (GO): immune response; positive regulation of cytosolic calcium ion concentration; calcium-mediated signaling
Cellular component (GO): external side of plasma membrane; membrane
Molecular function (GO): C-C chemokine binding; C-C chemokine receptor activity
Source: RefSeq, a predicted model, not a curated record
AUGACGGAGAGUCCUGCAAACGCGACAUUCGGUGACUAUGACAACGGUACUGAGACAUAUAUCGAUGAUGACGGCUUCUGCAUCAUGGAUCCGGACCCCAGUGAGGUCAUCGCCCAGACUUUGAUCCACUCCAUCAUCUGCGGAUUCGGCCUGAUUGGCAACGUCCUGGUGAUGGUGACCUACAUCUUCUACAAGAGAACCAAGACCAUGACGGACGUCUACCUCUUCAAUGUGGCCGUGGCCGACCUGAUCUUCGUGGCUACGCUUCCGUUCGUCAUAUACAACGAGCAGCACGAUUGGUCGAUGGGCAGGGCGGCCUGUAAGGUGCUCCGGUCGUCCUACAGCAUUAACCUCUACAGCGGCAUGCUGCUGCUCGCCUGCAUCAGCUGCGAUCGGUACAUCGCGAUUGUUCGGGCGACGCGCUCCUUUGGGGCACGCUCCCGCGCCCUCGUCUACAGCCGCCUGAUCUGCUCGGCGGUUUGGGUGUUUGCGGUGGCGUUAACCCUGCCCACGCUCAUCUACACCGAACCCUAUCAAGAGAACUCCGAGGUGUCUGACCACGCCACCGUGAUGUGUCAGAUGUCUUUCGACCAGACUGAAACUGCGGCGCUCAUGAAGCUGCUGGUACCCAGCCUCCAGAUGGCCGUUGGCUUCCUGCUGCCGCUGUGUGUGAUGGCGUUCUGCUACUCCUGCAUCAUCUACACGCUGCUGAGGGCGCAGAGCAACCAGCGGCACAAGGCCGUCCGGGUGGUGUUGGCGGUCGUUGCGGUCUUCAUUGUCUGCCAUCUUCCGUAUAACGUGACCCUGCUGAUCCACACGCUGUCUCUGUUCAAGCAGAGGAGCUGCGACGCAGAGAACCUUAAACUCAAAUUUCUCAACACCUGCAGGAGCAUCGCUUACCUGCACUGCUGUCUCAAUCCCUUCCUCUACGCCUUCGUCGGGGUCAAGUUCAGGAACCACUUCCGCCAGAUCAUGCUGGACCUCUGGUGCUUCAGCAAAAGGUACAUCUACACCGCUCGCUCGUCACGUGGCACGUCUGAGAUCUGCAUGUCAGGGCUGAAGUCGUCGGAAGGCUCCAACAACAUGUCGUCAUUCAGCGCGUAACACUUCAGCUAUGAAGGGA